CGUCCACGGGGCCACGCUGCCAGACGCAAGCCUGCCCCCGGCGCCCCCGCGCAGACCCCGCCCCUAGGCGGCGUCCCCGCCCCUAGGCCGCCUCCUCGCAGGCCCGGGACGUGCCCGGUUGGCGACCGAGCGGCGGCGACCGCGUCCGGCGCGCUCACUUCCGCGUCCCUCUGCGCUCCGGCCCGCGCGCGCCCGGCCACCGCCGCCAUCGGACAAUAGGCCGCCCGCGCGGCCCCGCCGCCGGGAGCUCCCUGCCGCGGCCCCACCGGUCCGUGCGCCUCGUGCGCCCCUGCCGCGCUUCCUCUCCGCGCCGGCCGGGACCACAGCUCGGCGGGCGCGCCGGGAGAGCCACGGAGACCGAGUGUCCGGCCGCCGCGCCUUGGCUCCGGCCUCCGCGCUCUCCCGCGCCGGCGCCACCUUCGCCCCCCGCCCGCGGUUGCCGCUUUGUUGUGGGUUUCCAAGUUUGGUUGCUUGAGGAGUAUGUGAUUUUUUUUUUCUGUUUUUCCUUUUGUGAUUUGAAAAAGAGAAAAGACCGCUCAGCGAGGCGCUGCCAGCCGCCCCCACGUGGAUGCCUCCGAGGGAAGGGGAGUUGGAACAAACUUUGUCCAGCUGGCCUUGAGGACUCGGCUCUGGCCGCCUGGGGUCAUGCCUCUCACGCCUGGCAGGUGGAAGGCUUUACCCGUCCUGGGCUGGACUUGAGCCGCGCCCUCCGCCGGCAUCUCCUCGCCGCCGACCCCCUCCACACACGCGCCCGGCGCCUGGGCCCGGCCCUGACCGCGUUCCGCGGCAUGGAUAAGUACGAUGACCUGGGCCUGGAGGCCAGUAAGUUCAUUGAGGACCUGAACAUGUACGAGGCCUCCAAGGAUGGACUCUUUCGGGUAGACAAGGGCGCAGGCAACAACCCAGAGUUUGAGGAAACCCGCAGAGUGUUUGCCAACAAGAUGGCCAGAAUCCACCUCCAGCAGCAGCAACAGCUAUUGCAGGAGGAGACGCCGCCCCGGGGGAGCAGAGGUCCAGUUGACGGUGGGGGCCACCUGGGCCCACAGGCCCACCGGGAGGCUGCCGUGGGUGGUGCGGCCAAGCCCCCUCUUGCUGCCUCGACAGUGGGUUCUGGGGCAGCCCCCAGCAUCGCUGCUGGGCAGCCCGUGUACCCACCCCCGGAGCAGCGGGCCAGGCCCUAUGUCCGAGGCAUGAAGCACGGCAGCCAAGACUGUGGUUCCGAGGAGAGCCCAGCAAGUUCUGCAAUGUCUGCUUUCCACAGGCUGGACACCUGCGAGGAUCCUUCCUGCCUCACCCACGGAGACUAUUAUGACAACCUCUCGUUAGUGAGCUCGAAGUGGGAUGAUGAACCAGGUGCGUCCCCCGACAUCAGGCUAGAGGUAGGGAAGGGACGGCCUGGUACCCCAGGGAGUGACCCACCACUGCUCAGAGCCUCCAGGGACCAUCAGUUGUACCAGCCACAGCUCUCCUCAAGCUCCAAGUCAGUUGAGAGGAGACAAGAUGGUGGUGGUCGUCGUCGCAGUGAGAAGCCAGUGGGUCUUUGGGCCACAGCCUCCUCCCAUCGUGUGAGCCCUGGCCUUCCUUCCCCAAGCCCAGAGAAUGGGGCCCUCUUGGGGCCCUCUCAGUCCAGGACCCCUUUCUUAGCACCCCUGGCUCUGUGCUGCCCCAGUCAAGGAGCUGUUCCAAGAACAGACCCAGGGGUAGGGAGUGAGGUUUCAGGGGUGGUGCCUAAACCCACUGUGGAUCCUCAGCCCUGGUUCCAGGAUGGGCCCACAUCCUACCUUUCUCGUUCUGCUCCACCGUCCUCCCCAGCCAGCACGGACAGUUUGCAGCUGGGGGCAGCCCCUGGACCGGGCCUCAAGCCUGUCAGCACGGACCCUGGCGUUGGUCCCAAACUCAGCCCCACCAGCCUUAUCCAUCCAGCAGUGUCCACCCCACUUGAGUUAUCGUGUAAAGAAGGACCCACUGGCUGGUCCCCUGAUGGCAGCUUGGGGCCUGUGCUCCUGGAGAGCCCCCCCAGGGUUAGGCUGCCCUGCCAGACCCUCAUCUCGGACCCUGACCUUGGACCCUCAGCAGCAGAACUGAAAUUAGAAGCUCUCACCCAACGUCUGGAACGUGAGAUGGAUGCUCACCCGAAGGCCGAUUACUUUGGAGCCUGUGUGAAAUGCAGCAAAGGGGUGUUUGGGGCCGGCCAGGCCUGCCAGGCCAUGGGGAGCCUCUACCACGACACGUGCUUCACCUGUGCAGCCUGCAGCCGGAAGCUGAGAGGAAAAGCCUUUUAUUUUGUCAACGGCAAAGUGUUUUGUGAGGAAGACUUCCUGUACUCUGGUUUCCAGCAGUCUGCUGACAGGUGUUUUCUUUGUGGACAUCUGAUCAUGGACAUGAUCCUGCAGGCCCUGGGAAAGUCCUACCACCCUGGCUGUUUCCGCUGUGUCAUCUGUAAUGAGUGUUUGGACGGGGUGCCCUUCACUGUGGAUUCAGAGAACAAGAUCUACUGUGUCCGCGAUUACCACAAGGUGUUGGCCCCCAAGUGUGCAGCCUGUGGGCUUCCCAUCCUUCCACCUGAGGGCUCAGAUGAGACCAUCCGAGUUGUGUCCAUGGACAGAGACUACCACGUGGAGUGUUACCACUGCGAGGACUGUGGUCUGGAGCUCAAUGAUGAAGACGGUCACCGCUGCUACCCCCUGGAAGACCACCUGUUCUGUCACUCCUGCCAUGUCAAGAGACUGGAGAAAGGCCCCUCGUCCGCAGCACUGCACCAGCACCACUUCUAGCUGGAGCGUCUUACAGACCUCCUGGCGGGGAUGAGGAGCCAGGGUUGCAGGAUGUGAAGGCUGCCAGUUCAUUCCCCGGGCCUCAGGGGGGUGGGGAGAGAAGAGGUAGGCAGGUGAGUUUCUGUGUGUGGGGAGGUGCCUUUCCUUUAAUCCGGGAAGUGAACCCUACCUGUCUGCUAUGUGUACUUUCCAAGUGCCUUUCUCCAGUGCCCCACCUUCAUCUGAUUACUCAGGAAAACACUCCAGCAAGUGUGUGGAGUGUGACAGAUCGCAUCCGUGCAAUUGAAUGAAUGCUCCAGUCCCGUCUGGGAACGGUACAUGCUUCAGAGGGAAGGUUUAUGCUGAGUAGAUUUCACAGUGUCCUCUGAAGGGAGUUUUCAGCUGCCGACACAUUUGGCUCUUUCCCUCCCCUUAGGAAAUACUGAUACCCAGCACCCCUACACCCUGCACACACAGCAUGAUUUAAAACUGCACAUGCACACACGCAUGCACGCACGCGCGCACACACACACACACACGCACACACACGCGCGCACACACACACACAUGCACACACGAUUCAAGACUUCCUUCAGCCCCAGAACCUAAGUUCUGUAGAAUGGCUGCACAUUUUACAUUCAUUAUGGCCAUGUGCCUUGUAUCUUACGGAAGAAUUUUCUUGGUAAAUCAUAGCCAGGUUUGGAAAUAAGUGACACAAGGUUUUCUCCUGGUACACUGACAGCAUUCUGUGUGCCCCUGCAAGGCUCCCUUACAGGCAGCUGGGGGCCUGAUGGAGAUGUGCCCUGUUCUGGCAGAGUGUGCUUGGGGACAGGAACUUGGUGCGGGCACCAGGCCUCUUCUGCCCACCUCUGUGCCGUCUUCCCCUGGACCUCUCAAGGGUCUGUGACUUUGUAGUCGCUCCUGCAGAGGCAAGUCUCAGGGUUUCUUGUGCCUGUAUGAGCUUCCUUAAUGGUGGGCCAUUUGGAAGUCCUGCCCACUUGCUGAGGGCUAGCCCCUUGUAAAUGAGGAGAGAAUUGCAUGUGCGAGAUCUCUAAGCCAGCAUGGGAAGGAGCGCCUCAGUAUUAGUUCCUAUGUUCGUUUCACAGGUUUCUCUCUCGCCCAGAUUUUGCACAGACAUUAUGUUUGAAGAAACCAGUAUAUAAGGUACAAUGCUUUUGUCUGUUUUUAAUUUUUUCUUUUUUGUUUUUGUCAUUUCCCUCCACUUUCAGUCUUCCACACAUUAAAAAAUACCUCACAGUUAAGAGCUUCACCAAAUCACAGAUAAGGAGGAAAUCAGCUGUCACACUGGACUCGGAUAACCUUCUUUUUGGUGGUAGAAAUCUCUGGCUUCACAGAGGCCAGCUUCCAGCAGGUCAGGGCACUGUGAACUGAACAAAGGGUCAGGUGGGAAAAGAUCUGAUUGAAAUUGGGGUGCUGUUGCCUUGUGCAUUUCAUUAUGCUGCCCCCCCACCCCAGGUGGCAGGCGCUCAGGGAGGGCCACACACUGGCAAGACUUCAAGGCAUCACUUCAAUAUGCACAGAAGAGGCAAAAUUUGCCCUGCAUCUCAUACCCUGAGGCCAUAGGUCAAUAUCUCUUGAUGUGUCAAUGAGAAGAUGCUACUAAAAAAAAAAGGUGGGCUGGCAUUUGCCCUUUCAGCCUGUGCGGAGGGCCCCAUGGCCUAAGUCUUGUGGCAGAAAGGGGGUGGCCCUCUCACCCCUACCAGCCGGGCUGGGGGCACGGCAGCCGGCAUCUGCUCUCUGCCUCCUCACCUCAUGCCUAGGUGGGGGCCCCGGGCAGCUGGGGCUGCAGAGUGUAGUCGGUGAAACCCAAAGGCACGUGGGACUUGCAGACUCUUCACUGGGCCCAGCUCUGCUUCUAAGCCAUGUUUUGACUCACUGGUAGCAGUUGCAGUAAGUACUGAGCUGGCAUAUUGGAUUUUCAGUUCCAUUUUUAUUCAUUCUGUUGGGAGUCCUUUGUCCCAGACUGUGUGCUUUCAUUGACUCCUUUUCACUGGCUGAGCCUUCUGAAAUCCUGGGAGUGCAUGCAGCUGGGGCAGUGAGCCCUACAGCUGCACCCCUCCCUCGCAUCAAGCCGCCUAGCUCAGCACUGGCGGGGUUGGUGGGCCCGUGAGUCUUAACUUGUCCUUGGCCAACCUAGGAAUGUUUCUGGCCUUGCUGGUACACCUUUGCUCUUCUUCCAAGUCAGAGUGAAGAAAAUUGCCUUGGAGUCAUUGUCAGAAGUAGCAGGGAUUUGUUUGCAAAUUGGGUAACUAGUAAGUUUAUACAUCUGUGGUUAGAUUUUUAAAUGAACUUUUAGACAUGGUCUUAUUGAGGUGAUUCAGCUAUCUCUGCACAUACGGCAUUUUAGAUCAUCCAAGAAGAAGAGAAUUUCCAAAUACCCUAGAAAUCUGAGCAGCAACUUGUUGCAGUGUCCCAGAGAGGGUACUGGGGAAGAAUCUCCUGUCAGUUUUGUUUCUCAGGCCCUUCCACAAAAGCCAUGAACAGAUGUUCACUCACCUGGUAUCUGAAACACUAAGUUAUUAGCCAAAUAGAACCAUAAUAGGGUUGUAUUUUUAGGCACCUGGAAAGCACCUGGUAAACCAGGAUGAAUAAGUUUGUUUUAAAAAGUAGAGCAAAUCACCCUUCCUGAGUUCCCUGGAUGACUCCAGGACUCUAGAUAAAUGAGAAUUAUGGCCUGAGAUCCCAGAGCCAGCCUCCAUCCAGCCUUCUCCCUUCCCUCAUUUUGUCCUUCCGUUUUGUGUCAUCUACCUAGCUAGGGCCAUUCAAAACCUGCCUGGGUGGUCCGAGAAAAGCCUAGUUUGUCCUACUGUAUCUGGAUCCUUUUCUGAUGUUAUUCCCCCAUCUCUCCAGGAGUAAAGGGUGAUUUGUUCAUUUCUCACCAUGGAAGGGCAUUUAAUCUUGUCUGGAUCCCAUUUUAGCUGAGUCUGCUUACGUUGUGCCAGUGGGUUCUGGGUGGCCGAGGGACAGUCAAGGAGUUUGAUCAUCUUCAAGUGCCACCAUCACUUUGUUUCUGUGGGCUUGAGGCACAGAUACAAAAGGAAAAACAGACCUGUUAGUAUUUGAGAGGAUUAUUUGGAAUUCCCCAUCCUUUGUGGGUUGUUUAGUGUGCCAUUUGCCAUGUGUGUGGCAAGGGUGAGGGCUGCUGGUGUUCUGGCAAAGACUGCAUGCAAGGCUUGACCCCGACUGCUGUUGUCUGAUGCACUUGUUAAAACUGUCUGCCAGGAAGCCACGUAUUUUGUACUCUCUUUUGGGCCAGCAAUAAGUCCUAAUUUCCCAAUUACUAUUUUACUUCAAAUAGUAAAAGAGUAAAAAGUUAACUUCAUUUUAAAAAGUAAUAGGAAGAAAUUAGUUAAAUAUAUUAGCUAUCUAUUAUUCUGAGCCAGAACUGGGCAGAUGUGGGAAAUUUCCAUAUAGUGUAUGAAAAUUUCACUGUGCAGGGAAAUUAUUUUCCUCUGUGUGUCUUCUUUUACUACAGAAUUAUUCAAAAAUGUUACUGUUACUAUAAAAUUAUUCAAAAUGUUGCUAUAAAAUUAUUCAAAAUUUUACUGUUGCUAUAAAAUGAUUCAAAAUAUUGUUACAUAAAAUUAUUCAAAAUAUGACAAAACUGCAUCAUUUUGUAGACUAUUAAACUGUUCUCCAACAGAAUGAUGUUUACUGGGUCUUGUGUGUGUAUAGAGUGAGCUACAAGG
Molecule: messenger RNA, 6463 nt
Organism: Manis pentadactyla (Chinese pangolin)
Lineage: Eukaryota; Metazoa; Chordata; Mammalia; Pholidota; Manidae
Gene: LIMD1
Product: LIM domain containing 1
Exons: 8
Coding region: 789-2774 (661 amino acids)
Biological process (GO): response to hypoxia; regulation of DNA-templated transcription; negative regulation of hippo signaling
Cellular component (GO): adherens junction; nucleus; transcription regulator complex
Molecular function (GO): transcription corepressor activity
Source: RefSeq, a predicted model, not a curated record